This is a messenger RNA of Erigeron canadensis, 2546 nucleotides long. RefSeq names its product PTI1-like tyrosine-protein kinase 1. Bases 628 to 2235 code for a protein of 535 amino acids. Gene Ontology annotation, biological process: protein phosphorylation. The record is from RefSeq and is a predicted model, not a curated record. Gene Ontology annotation, molecular function: ATP binding; protein tyrosine kinase activity. Lineage: Eukaryota; Viridiplantae; Streptophyta; Magnoliopsida; Asterales; Asteraceae. The transcript has 7 exons.
CAGGUCUUUUUCUCAUUCUUUUUAUAAGCGGUAUAAUUGUCUGAUGCCUUGCAUGGCUUAAGGUCCUUUAGUAUCUUAGAUAAUAUCUGAAAGCAGUUUCUCUACGUCAUCGUGGAUAAGGUCGUCUACAUCUUAACCUCCCCUAUACAUCAUCGAGUUAUUCAGACCCAAAAUCCGGGAAAAAAUGGCAUUGGGUGCUUACUUGUUCUUUCUUGGUUGCUUACAUCCAUAGACAUCCAUCUUUGAAGCAUCAAUCUUGUUGCAGCUUCUAUAAUUUGUUUCGGUCUUGUCUCCUUUAAUUACCAAAUCUUGCCACACAAGAUAUAUAUAUGUAUAUAUAUAUAUACAUGGCAAUCACCAUUAAAGAGUCAGAACAUCUUAGUAUAUCCUUUCACGACAUAGAUGUAGCAACGGAAAAGUUCAAAACAGUCCUCGGGAAAGGUGGGUAUGGGUUUGUUUACAAAGGUGAACUUUUGCUUUCGGGUAAACUUACCACCGUUGCUGUAAAGCGACUAAAUAGUAACACUUCUGAUCAAGGUUUCAAGGAGUUCUUAACUGAAAUUAAGUUGCUUUCUCGCUAUAAACACCCAAACCUAAUCUUGCUUCUUGGUUAUUGCGAAGAAGGUAAUGGAAAAAAUCCUCAUUUAUGAACAUGCGGUGUAUGGAAGCCUCGAUAAGUAUCUUAUAAGGAGUGACACAUCGUCUUCUUCACUCUCGUGGACCCAACGGAUUAAUAUAUGCAUUGAUGCAGCCCGUGGUUUGGAUUAUCUCCAUAAUCAUGUUGGGAAAUCUCAUAAAAUUAUCCACAGGGAUAUUAAGAGUGCAAAUAUAUUGUUGGGUCAGAACUGGAAAGCUAUGAUUUCGGAUCUUGGCUUAUCUAAAAUUGGCCUUUCAAAUGAAAAUGACAGUUAUCUCAUUACAAAUGCCUGCGGCACACAUGGUUAUUGCGAUCCAGUAUAUAGGGAUACAGGAAUUCUCACUAAAGAGUCCGAUGUUUAUUCGUUUGGGGUGGUAUUGUUUGAAGUCUUGUGUGGGAGAUUGUCUUUCAUGAAUGUACCUAAUGAGCAACGAUUUCUAGAUCGUUUGGCCCCACGUUACUAUGAGACAGGAAGAUUAAAUGAGAUUAUUGAUGUUGAACUCAAGGAUCGAAUCAGCUCAACCUCACUCAACAUAAUUGCUGAUAUUGCUUAUCAUUGUUUACAGAAUGAUCGAGAGAAACGACCAUCAAUGAGUUUGGUUGUAGAGAAACUUGAGGAAGCCAGGGAAUCACUAAAUGAACUGGAAAAACGACCGUCAAUGGAAGUGCCUGCAGUACUUCAAUUAGAAGAACUGAAAGAAAAAACUUAUAAUUUUGGACAAAAGGCGUUGAUUGGUGAAGGCUCAUACGGAAGAGUUUAUUUUGCAACUUUAAAUAAUGGAAAAACAGUGGCUGUGAAAAAGCUCGAUGUUUCUACUGAAGCCGAAUCAGAUAACGAGUUCUUGACUCGGGUCUCAAUGUUCUCAAAUCUGAAGCACGACAAUCUUAUAGAGUUAGUUGGUUACUGUGUUGAGGGAAAUGAACGUGUCCUGGCUUAUGAAUUCGCAACCAUGGGAUCUCUACAUGAUAUAUUACAUGGCAGGAAGGGUGUGAAAGGAGCACAACCAAGGCCUGUGCUUGAUUGGAUGCAACGGGUAAGAAUUGCCAUGGAUGCAGCAAGGGGAUUAGAGUACUUGCAUGAAAAGGUGCAGCCUUCGAUAAUACACAGAGAUAUUAGGUCUAGCAAUGUGCUCUUGUUUGAAGACUUAAAGGCUAAGAUUGCAGACAUCAAUCUGUCCAAUCAGUCACCUGACAUGGCUGGUUAUUUGCAUUCUACUCGUAUUUUGGGUACCUGUGGCAAUCAUGCACCAGAAUAUGUAAUGACCGGACAGCUAACACAGAAGAGUGACGUGUAUAAUUUUGGUGUUGUUCUUCUUGAGCUUCUAACUGGGCGGAAGCCUUUUGAUCACACAAUGCCACGUAGACAGCAGAGUCUUGUCAGUUGGGCUACUCCGCUGCUAAGUGAAGUCAAGGUUAAACAAUGUGUAGAUCCAAAGCUCAAGGGAGAGUAUCCCCCGAAAGCAGUUGCAAAGUUGGCAGCUGUGGCAGCGUUAUGUGUUCAGUAUGAGUCUGAGUUUAGACCUAACAUGAGCAUUGUAGCGAAGGCUCUUCAAUCACUCCUAAAAGCUUCUGCAGCUGCACCAGCACCGCAAAUAUAAGCCAUGGGUGAGGCAACAGAGGCAGAAGUGUAGUUAACAACAAUGAGUCAUGGUGAUUGGUCAUCAACGUAAUGGGAAAUUCUGCAGGUCCACCAUAUAUAAGCCAUGGGUGAGUACAUCUGUAGAUUACGCCUCCAGCUACAUUCAUAUACAAGCACAUACAUACAUAUACGUAUAGGAUUUUAUCCAUUUGAUUGGUGCAUCUGAGAAAUACUUUUACCGCUGCGUGUUGUUUGUUCAUUUUUCAAGAAUACAGGGAUAGUUGGAAUAUGAUCAUGUGGUGAUUCGUUAAAUUACAUGAGAGUUUUGUA